Messenger RNA from Larimichthys crocea (large yellow croaker), 3356 nucleotides. Its product is annotated as calcium homeostasis modulator protein 6. Gene Ontology annotation, cellular component: plasma membrane. Gene Ontology annotation, molecular function: monoatomic cation channel activity. Bases 114 to 731 code for a protein of 205 amino acids. NCBI's taxonomy places the organism in Eukaryota, Metazoa, Chordata, Actinopteri, Sciaenidae. The record is from RefSeq and is a predicted model, not a curated record. The transcript has 2 exons.
UACCGCUGGAUGCGUUAAUUACGCAUCACUUAGCUGUUGCCAAUGUGUUCACAACGGUGGACCCUCUUUUGGGCUUUUUACAACGUUUGUCUUCAUUUUUCGGUCAAUCUAGUAUGGAAAGUAGACAACAAUGGCUUACCAGGCUGAAAAAUGAACUUAGCAACAGUCCGGUGGUAUCAAAUGUGGCUUUUGGCUUUAUCCUCAUGGGACUAGAGAAGCUGGUGGAGCUGGAGUUUGAGUGUCCUUGCAACCCUACAUGGAACGGAGUGUUUUCAUCAGCAUUCUUCAUCAUUCCUGCCGUCAUGGCCUUCACUUUGAUGCUGAUCAUUCAAGGAUGCAGAUGUGAUAUGUGGUGCAGGAAAACUAUUUCCCUCUCCAGUUUUGUUCCUGCUAUCGUGUGGCUGAUUUUGUUGUUCCUCGAUGGCCAAUACUUUGCUUGUGCUAUGACAGACUGGGAGGGUAGAUUUGUACUAGUUGACAAGGCAGCUCCACAGAAGUGGUGUGAGCCAAUAAGUGAGGGAGAUGUCACCCCACAAGAAUUAAUGCUCCGCUCACAGCAGCUUUUUGUUUUCUCUCAGGUUAUAGGCAUAAUCCUCCUAAUUUUCAUCUGUGUGGGUCUCGUAGUGUAUGUAAUCAGAGAAAGUUGCCAACAAGAGGUGCAGAUGCAGGAUGCAGAUGUAGCCGAGCUCACUGUUCUCAGGAUGAGCUCUCCACAGUCCAGGACAUCAUGAGAGAACUUACACCACCCACCACAUCUGCUCUGCUUGCAUGGACACUUUGUAAAUACCCUAAACAGACAUUACUAUGAGUUUUUAUAACAACUGUUAAUUGUUUGAAAGUAUUUUACCUUAUAUAAAGUGGGCAUAGGGCUUGAAUGGUCAAUGAUGCAGCCGUAUGAAGUUGCUGUAAAUCUGGAUAUAAUUGAUAACUGUUUCUGUUUUUUUCUGAUUAUUAGUGAAUAUGUAACUGGUGUUGUGCCUGUAUUCAUCUCCUACUUCAGUGCAUCAAUUUAUUAGCUUUUACUUAUCUUUAAAAUUAAUGGUUUGAUAUGUUGGAAAAUAUGCUUAUUUGCUUUUUGCCAAGAGUUAUAGAGUGGUAAACAGUCUGAUUCUGUCCACAGGCAACAAAAUAAGCUUGCCAACAAGGUCACCAAUUCAUCUGUAAUAUCUUGCUAGUUUGAGAUGUACAGAAACUUGUAUAAAAAUGAUAAUUUGUUGUUUUACAGGGAGUUAUGUGCUAGAUAUUUCUUGUAUAUAUGGAGCAGUGGCCAGCCGACCAACAGAGACUCCAGGAAGUUUCUGCAAGAGAUAGUCUAGUGAAUAACCCCCCAUUGUUUAAACUGUGCAUUUAAAGUUGUUUCACUUUGGUACAUUUUGUUAACUUUUGAAUUGUCAGUCAGCUGCUCUCAGUCAGUAUUGCUUUCCUUUGUCUUUUUAUACACUGAAAAUAGUAUUUCAUGUUUUUUUAACCUGGAAUAUUUUCGUGCCUUUUGUAUUAGCUAAACAGUGUACUGACACAAGUGGGAUCCAUCAGGCAGCUUAUAUCGACCUGACUAAUAUUAGUUGACUUGUACUAUUAUUUGAGGUGUGUGUGCCAAAAAUGAAAAUGUUCCAUAAAAUACUUGUUUUUCUACCUGGGUAGAAAACAUCUCCAGACUUAUAGGGUUGGACGCUCUCCAUGUGUAAUCCAGCCUAAUUCAGACUGAACUGAUAUUCCUAAUGAUUUACUUGUUUGACAGCUAGAGAUGUAAAACCAUGUACAUGAUCAUUUGUAUCAUGGCUGCAACCAGCCAAUAGUAGGAUGUAGACACUAUAGUAGGAUGUAGUAUUUUCAGUAUGUUUUUUUAUUGUUUUGUAAUAAAAGAAAACUUAUUUAUUGAAGUAAACCGUCAGGGAUGUUGUACAGUCAUGUCAUAUUAACCUCUUUUCGUUAAUGUUUUCGUUUCUACAAUCAUCACAAGCAGACAAUCUUGGGAAUUUGUCUUAGUUGUGAAACUAGGUUUUACUGUAACACCUCUCUAGCAAAUGAAUUCUACAAAAACCAAUACACUGUUGAACUGAACAUAAUCGUUUGAAUUACAAAUGCUGCUGUUUUGACGUUCACAGUAAAGUAUGGGAACAUUAGGAAUAUCCUUUCAACAUUUAGUGGGCUUAUAUUAAAUGUCUAACCUCUCAGUAGAGCACAGCUGAAACAGGGGCCCUUCAGUAAACAAAACAAAAAAAACAGCAGAAUAAUCCGUUUAACACAUGGUGUCUACAGAGGAAACAACCAUAAUCUGUAGACUUUGUGCACCUUUGUGUCUUAGGACAGCCUUUAUCCAGAAGAGACUGUGGUUCAAUGCAUUUAUGGGCUGGUCUUUCUGCAGGUCUGCCAAAACCUGACAGCAGUAGUGUAGUUCUCUAUUUCUUGUUAUUUAGAAGUUUAGCCCAUUAAGUGUAGAAAUUGGGGCAGGCCCGGCAUGUUCUUCCUGAGGGAGAGCUUAUUCAGGACUUCCUGGAUGGCCCUGAGGAAGUUGUUGUCUUUGUCCACUCACCUCCCCCACUUUUAGACUCAGCAGGGUGUCGUAUUCAACAGCAAAAAAUGUAGACCCACUAUUGGGACUCAAAGGAGUCUUGAACUACUUUACUUUCUUUAUGAGAAAUAAACUGUUUGAUUUUGGAAGACCUUGACAAUAAAUUAUUCUUGCCCAAAGUAGCUGGUCUAUCACUCUUAUGACUUUCAGUCGUAAUUUGGCAAAUGUUGCAGCUUUUUUGUAAUGUAUAUUUCCCCUACAAAAGUUCUCCCAGUUGUCCAAGUAUUAAGGGACAACGUCAGGGACUGGGAGAACUUAAUACAAAAUGGCAAUUCUCUUAAGCCACAGGCACUACUGUAUAUGACAAGGCUCCCAGUCCAAAAUAUUCAUCACAAUUAACAUGUAACAAUCUGACAAGAGUUCACCCUGAGUUUUAACUUGUAAAUAUGAGAGCAUUAUAAAAAAGUUUAAGUAAAGUAAAAUAUUUUGUUUUGUCUCAGUCCUGAGCCAGUUGUUCCUUUGUUACAUGAAGGCAGAUAGGUAAAUUCUGCUUCCUCAGACAUAAUAUGUUAAAGGUAUGUAUGUUUUAUAUAAUGUUAUAUGCACGCCUUAUUGGUUAAGUAAAGAUUAGCACACUUACUGUCCUGCACACGUACUAUUAAAUCAUUACUGAGAUCUGCUCUCACUGUAUCACGUAAUUUGUUUUAAGAAGACAGUCAGAGAUUAAAUUAAAAUUGUUAUUAUCUAUAGUAUGCCUACCAUUUUAGACCAUAGAAGAAAUUAGCAAAGCACUGAGUAUUUUUAAACAUAUAUCCAUAUGCAAAUUCUUACAUUUUCACCAUUC